Messenger RNA from Carcharodon carcharias (great white shark), 1194 nucleotides. Its product is annotated as RNA-binding protein 25-like. The record is from RefSeq and is a predicted model, not a curated record. The transcript is spliced from 3 exons. NCBI's taxonomy places the organism in Eukaryota, Metazoa, Chordata, Chondrichthyes, Lamniformes, Lamnidae. The annotation marks the transcript as partial.
AGAGAGCGAGAGAGAGAAAGAGAGCGAGAGAGAGAAAGAGAGCGAGAGAGAGAACGAGAGCGAGAGAGAGAACGAGAGAGAGAGCACGAGAGAGAGAAGCGAGAGAGAGAGCAAGAGAGAGAAAGAGAGCGAGAGAGAGAACGAGAGAGCGAGAGAGAACGAGAGAGAGAACGAGAGAGAGAACGAGAGAGAGAACGAGAGAGAGAGCGAGAGAGAGAGCGAGAGAGAGAGAGCGAGAGAGCUAAAAGAAAGAGAGCGAGAAAGACAAAGAGAGAGCGAGAGAGAGAACGAGAGAGCGAGAGAGAGAACGAGAGAACGAGAGAGCGAGAGAGAGAACGAGAGAGCGAGAGAGAGAACGAGAGAGCGAGAGAGAGAACGAGAGAGCGAGAGAGAGAACGAGAGAGCAAGAGAGAGAACGAGAGAGCGAGAGAGAGAACGAGAGAGCGAGAGAGAGAACGAGAGAGAGAACGAGAGAGAGAACGAGAGAGAGAGCGAGAGAGAGAACGAGAGAGAGAGCGAGAGAGAGAGCGAGAGAGAGAGCGAGAGAGAGAGCGAGAGAGAGAGCGAGAGAGAGAGCGAGAGAGAGAGCGAGAGAGAGAGCGAGAGAGAGAGCGAGAGAAGCGCGAGGGAGAGAGAAAGAAAGAGCGCGAGGGAGAGAGAAAGAAAGAGCGCGAGGGAGAGAGAAAGAAAGAGCGCGAGGGAGAGAGAAAGAAAGAGCGCGAGGGAGAGAGAAAGAAAGAGCGCGAGGGAGAGAGAAAGAAAGAGCGCGAGGGAGAGAGAAAGAAAGAGCGCGAGGGAGAGAGAAAGAAAGAGCGCGAGGGAGAGAGAAAGAAAGAGCGCGAGGGAGAGAGAAAGAAAGAGCGCGAGGGAGAGAGAAAGAAAGAGCGCGAGGGAGAGAGAAAGAAAGAGCGCGAGGGAGAGAGAAAGAAAGAGCGCGAGGGAGAGAGAAAGAAAGAACGCGAGGGAGAGAGAAAGAAAGAACGCGAGGGAGAGAGAAAGAAAGAGCGCGAGGGAGAGAGAAAGAAAGAGCGCGAGGGAGAGAGAAAGAAAGAGCGCGAGGGAGAGAGAAAGAAAGAGCGCGAGGGAGAGAGAAAGAAAGAGCGCGAGGGAGAGAGAAAGAAAGAGCGCGAGGGAGAGAGAAAGAAAGAGCGCGAGGGAGAGAGAAAGAAAGAGCGCGAGGGAGAGAGAAAGGAA